CUUUGGAAACUUCCACGUCGUUGUCGGUGUUUACUUGUUGUAUAUACUUGCAAGGGAUAGUUAAGUGCUUGUUAUAUUUGGUGUGUGAUGAUGGCUUUGAUGUAGCGCAUAUAACUGAUAGUUGAAUCAAAACUUAUUUCUGAGACGUUUCUUCUACGGCUGCGAUAAUGGUGUCGGUGCUGAACACAGUGGACACGGGCCACGACGACAUGAUCCACGACGCCCAGAUGGACUACUACGGCCUGCGCCUCGCGACGUGCUCCUCCGACAACUCCGUGAAGGUGUUCGACCUGAAGAACGGCACGCAGACGCUGGCCGCGGACCUGAAGGGCCACCAUGGGCCCGUGUGGCAGGUGUCGUGGGCUCACCCCAAGUACGGUGGUCUGCUGGCCUCCUGCUCUUACGACCGCAAGGUGAUCGUGUGGAAGGAGGGCACCGAGUGGGGCAAGGUGUACGAGUACGGCAACCACGACUCGUCGGUGAACUCGGUGGCUUGGGCGCCGCACGAGUUCGGUCUGCUGCUGGCGUGCGGCAGCUCGGACGGCUCCAUCUCGGUGCUGUCGUGCAACCCUGACACGGGCGGCUGGGAGGCCAAGAAGAUCCCGAACGCGCACACGAUAGGCUGCAACGCGGUGAGCUGGGGCCCCGGGGGCGGCGGGGCGGAGCGGCGGCUGGCGAGCGGAGGCUGCGACAACCUGGCCAAGGUGUGGCGAGAAGAGGGAGACCGCUGGGUGGAGGCGGCCAAGCUGGAGCUGCACUCGGACUGGGUGCGCGACGUGGCGUGGGCACCCAACGUGGGGCUGCCGCGAGACACCAUCGCCACCUGCUCGCAGGACCGGCGCGUGGCGGUGUGGACGAGCGAGAGCGGCGGGGAGUGGACCGCGAGUGUGCUGCACGCCUUUGACGACGUGGUGUGGAGCGUGAGCUGGAGCCUGACGGGCAGCAUCCUGGCCGUGUCGGGCGGCGACAACAAGGUCAGCCUGUGGAAGGAGAACUCCGAGGGCCAGUGGGCGUGCAUCAGCGAGGUGUCCAAGGGCCAGGGCCAGAUGGCUGGCAGCGAGCAGCGGGCGCUCUAGUUCUGCUUUUAUAUCCUUUACCUCCAGGCCUCUUUGCUAUUGUUUUUACACUGUAAAGCCAAAUUAUCAUGCAAAAUUACUUUAUAUAAAGUGUGUGCAUCAGGGAGCUGAAAAAGACGUACAAUCUAAAUAUGUUAUGGUGAAAAUUAUUUAUAUUAUUAGAUGGCCUAUUUUUAAAUGGACCUAGAAGACUUUGGUAGGCUAUAUUUGCUAGAUGACAUUUUCUUGGGAGGAAUUGGUUUCACUAGGCAGUCAUCAAUUACAUUGUUCAUCAAAAAAAAUAUUUUUUGCUUAGCAAACAAGGGACGACUUGCAAAAGUUUGCUUCUUUGUGAGGUAAAAGUACGUAUGCUACUACCAAUCAAAUGUUACGUAAUUGUUCCUUAUAGUGUGGCCUGUUGUAUUUUAACAUAAAAUAUUAAAAUAAAGAAAGGAAUUGGAUGUUUUAUGAUGAUAAACUGUAUAGUUACGAAAAUAUAGGUAAAUAUGUAGUGUACGGAUUUGCGCCAAAAAAAAUCGUACAAAUCUGAAAUAACUUUCAUUAUAUGCUCUUUUACGUUCUCUUUUCAUAACCGCCUGCGGAGAUAAGAAAUUCCAAUUACUUUUGGAGAUAUCACCGUUCUUAUUUUGCAAUACAAGACCUAUGUAAUCAUUUGAAUGUCCACAUUUUAUAUUUUACCGUGUGCGCGUGAAUGCCUAAAUAACAGAAAUUUUCCGUUAGGUAAAGUUAGUUACAUUAUAAAUACUUCAAAUUAAACGGAAAUUAAAAAUAAUAUCAAUUAAUUUUACUUGUAUAGUUUUAAGUAUUUAUGAUGUAACUGACCUGAACUAACAAAAUGGGACAAAGGUAGAUUAGGUCAGGUCAGCUACAUUAUAAAUACUUUGAAACUGAACGGACAUUAA
Messenger RNA from Bacillus rossius redtenbacheri, 1978 nucleotides. It is a transcript of the gene Sec13, whose product is annotated as protein SEC13 homolog. The record is from RefSeq and is a predicted model, not a curated record. Bases 168 to 1076 code for a protein of 302 amino acids. Gene Ontology annotation, molecular function: protein binding; structural molecule activity. The transcript has a single exon. Gene Ontology annotation, biological process: positive regulation of TOR signaling; COPII-coated vesicle budding; protein import into nucleus. NCBI's taxonomy places the organism in Eukaryota, Metazoa, Arthropoda, Insecta, Phasmatodea, Bacillidae. Gene Ontology annotation, cellular component: nuclear pore outer ring; COPII vesicle coat.